UUUAAUAGUCUUGCUUCCCCCGUUUUUAGCCAUCAUAGCGUAUCAUAUUUUUACAGAUUCGCUAUGGUGGAUUCCCCUACCAUGAAGAAGACUUUUGUGGUCUCAGACAUAAAGCCAUUGGAUUUGUAUGACUGCACUAAAUCAAAAAUAUGCGCAAGUGUCGGAUGGCUGUUGGCAAAGUCUUACGGCAGUUCAGAAAAUGUCCCUACAGAGCUGCGUAACCCUUUCUACUGUGACCAGUAUGAACAGGAGCACCUUAAACCUCCAGUCACACGCCUUCUGCAGUCCUCAGAGCUGUACUGUCGCACCUACAGCAUAUUAUGUGGAGCCGAGGCCCAGCCCAAAGACAAUGCCGCCCUGCUUCAACUCCUCCGUCAGAGAGGCGUAGUCGCCAAAGACCAGGAGGCAACAGUGACGGAUGCAGACCUUCAACGAAAGCCCAUCAAAAUGAGUGCUCAUCUGGCACUGAUAGAUGCCUUGAUGACAAUAGGAGCCAUGGAGACGGUGACUGCAGUGAAGAUGUGCAAUUCUGCUGAGCUACUGGGUGGAGCUGCCAGAUGGGAGGAUGCUGUAUUUCACUGGGUUAAUGUGUUAAACCAGAAGCUCCGAGAACGUACUGAAGGAACCCAAAAUGACUCAUCUCAGGAAGCUACAGAGCUCCAACCUGUUGAGCCCUCUUGUCCUACUCGCUGGUACUGGAAACUUGUUCCUCUCCGCUACAGAAAGGAUCAAUUUCAGUCCAAAGUGAAGCCCAUCUUUCCUGUAGUGAAUGACGUGAAGGAUCUGUCCAGUGGCUGUGCUGUUGCUGCAGUCAUACAUUAUUAUUGCCCAGGGUUACUAAGACUUGAAGAUGUUUGUAUGAAAGACACCAUGUCUGUGGCAGACAACCUGUGCAACCUGCAAUUCAUCUGUGAAUUCUGUGACAGCUGUCUGAAAGGUUGCUGUCACUUAACACUUGAAGACAUGCUGUAUGCACCACAGGAGCUUCAGCUCAAUUUUCUGAGCUUCCUGUCAGAGCUGCUUUGGUGGUUUGAAGUACAAAGACCAGAAUUUCUUCAGCCAAUAGACACUUUAGAUGGAUCCACUCCAGUAACACCAACUAGCUUGAGUGGUAGCAGUACAUCCCCUUCAAUAUUUAAGAAGCCAUUCCUCCCAAUUUCUUCCUCUGCAUCCGGAUCUUUGACUCAGUCUACCUCAAUGUCUCAUAUAGAAGGAGUUGGAAAGACAUGGACCAAGAAGCCUCUCAGCCGACCUUUGUCAGCAGUAUCCUUCAGCAUUCCUUUUGGCCUGGAUAGUGAUGUGGACAUAGUGAUGGGCAACCCCGUCAUAACUCGCUCUGUGAGCUCAGAUCAUCUCAAUCCAGCAAGCCAAAGCAUGACCCAGGUUCCCUACACUCCAGCUGAAGACCUUAGCCAUUUGCUUGGUAAACACCCUGGACCCAACGGUCCACAAAGAGCAUCUUGGGCCACACAGACUCCCAUUAUUCCAAGGCUUGAAGAAGAAAAUGGCCUUGGGACAAGUGAAACAGGAGAGCUGCCUACCAUAGAAGAGGCUCUUCAAAUUAUUCACAAUGAGGACAAGAUGGAGCCCCGUUUACACCCUGAUGGUGCUCCUGAUGGCUUCUACCUCCACUCUCCUGAUGAACCUGCUAAUUCUAGAUAUGACAGCAGCUUGACUCCCAUCAGCUGCUCUGCCCCAACACAUUCAAGAAUGUUGUACCAGCCUAAAGGAGAGUCCAGGGAACCAGCUCGCAGCAGAAGCGCCUCAGGAUGUUCACGGGAUGAUGAUUCGGUCUUGAGAGAUGGUAGUGUGGAUUCAGAUGCCUUAGAAGACAUGCCAAAGGCCCAAUCCACUCCAAGUACACCAGCUGCAGGUCCAUACUCUGCUCGUAGUAAUAGUAAGGAGGUGAAUGACAGUGGAGUGAAGAUGACUAACUUUGCAGAACGUAAAAAGAGACAAAGCAUGGACUCUCUUAAAGCCAGCAACCCCUCUUCUCCUCAGAUGACCACAUGGGCACAAAAGUCUGAAGAAAGCCCAAGCAAGAGCCCACAACUCAAUAAUGAAAUGUCCGAGCUAGGGGUUCGACUUGAAGAAAAACGCAAAGCUAUAGAAGCCCAAAAAAAACGCAUUGAGGCCAUUUUUACAAAGCAUCGACAAAAACUUGGGAAGAGUGCCUUUCUGCAGUUAAAAACGGAGCAAAAUGAAGACGAUGAGGAGAAAGUAGGUAGUCAAGUCGGUGCCUCAUCUGCAGAAGAGGAUCUAGAGGAAAGGCUUGCUCAAAUGAAUGAAGAAGAGCAGAAGGAACAGCGCCCCUCAGUGGAAGGUGGAAGUAAUAAUAGAAGAGAACUUACACCGGAGGUCAAUCAGACCAAAGCAAACAUAUCAGGGGAGAAAAGUUCUGGGACGCCUGGUGAAAAAAUGGUUGCUCCAUUAGGUGAUUAUAAUAAUGCUGUGUCCAAGUUAACUGCAGCACUUUCCUCUCUGCAAAGUGACAUGCAGCGGCUGACACAGCAGCAGAAUCAACUUAUCAAGAAGAAACCUGAAACGUCCAGCAGCAAAUCCUGGGUUAUUCCAGCCAGCCCUAAAACCUCCACUCCAGCUCCUCCUGCACGCCUGUCAAGAGAAUCCACUCGAGGUUUAAACUCGACCUCCUCUUCAUCACCGUCUCCCAAAGUCUCAAACCUUUCCGCUCCUCCAAAAUCUCCUCGGGUUAAUAAAAGAGCGAAGUCUGUACCCCCUAAAAGUCCGAAACACAGUCAUCAAAUGGAUCCGAAGGUCCCAACCCUCUCCAGGGUUCUCACUCCGCCUCAAAAUGUGGAUCGCAUUCCCCAUCUUCGUCGGGUAAAUCCCUCUCAGACUCAGGUCCAGACUUCACUGUCCUUCUCUAUAGGUGAUUCUAAUAACCUGGCUGAUAUGCGCUCCUCUGGACCUACUCCUGUUCCCACACCUUCACUAACACCCAUACAGACUCCUACUCCACCUCCUCUUCCUGCAGGAGAUGAUGACCAUUCAGAAGUGGGAUCUAUUGACGGACAAAGUAUAUUUAGCAUGGACCUUGAUGCUGGGGCCUCACAUAGCCCUUUCAAAAAGGAAGGACUUGCAAGUGGAGGCUGCAGCUCUGGUGCCCCUUCAGAGUGCUCCUUUGAUAGUGAAGUCCCUGCAGGAAUGUUGAAUGGCAAACACAAUAGUUUGAUAGAAAUUUCAUUAUCUUCCUUGCGAGGAGAGACCGAAGAGGAUGAUCAAGUGCCUGACGCUUUCUCUGAUUCAAUGAGUGACAAAACGGAGCCAGAAUCAAAAGCUGGAGUUGGGUUCUUUUUCAAGGAUGUCAAGCAUCGAACAGAAGAUGAGAUGGCCCAGCGAAGAGCAGUUUUACUUGAGAAACAGCAGAAAAGAGCAGAAGAGAUGAAGAAACGCAAAAUUGAGCAGGAGAAAGAAAAAGAAUCAAACAAGCCUCAGUGGAUGAUCAUUGAAGGCUGGGGUAAUAAGAGUGAAGACACACCCCAGACCUCGAUCACCCCUCCAGCAUCACGCACCCCACCAGCAGAAGGGACUCCUCAACGCAGAGGGGACUUCACCAAGCAGGAGUAUGAGAGGAGACAUCAGCUGAAAAUAAUGGAAGACUUGGACAAAGUGCUAAAGCAGAAGCCCACCACAGUCCGUGGUGUGAAGAAGCAAAGGCCCAAGACUGUGUUUAGAGAUGACUCCGUCUUGUCCAACAGCCCUGCCAAAGGUUUCAUUGGUCCUAGGUUGAACAAGGUGUACUCUCACUCAACAAUGAACCUGUCUUCUAUGGCUAAUGACUCUGGAGGUCUGAGUGUCAGGAAGUCGCCAAGCCGUUCACACUCUCCGUCCAGGUCACGGCUAAUGUCACCAGGGCGAAGAAGUGCUCAGAACGGAGAACGGGAUUGGGAAAAUGGUUCUACAAUUUCCUCUCCAUCCUCCAUCCCAGAAUACACAGGACCAAAGCUAUACAAGGAACCAAGCUUCAAGUCCAACAAGUUCAUCAUCCACAAUGCCAUCACUCGCUGCUGCCUUGCUGGAAAGGUCAAUGAAUUACAGAAAAACAAGGUUGUUGAGGACAUGGAAAACAGCACAGCCAAUCACUUCCUCAUCCUCUUCAGAGAUUCCAGUUGCCAGUUCAGAGCAGUUUACACCAUGAACCCUGAAACUGAGGAGAUGGUACGGCUCACUGGUAUUGGACCUAGAAUGAUCACACUUGAGAUGGUUGAGUCCAUUUACAAGUACAGCUCUGACCGCAAGCAGUUCACCGCCAUCCCGUCCAAAACCAUGUCCAUGAGCGUUGAUGCAUUCACCAUCCCUGGACACUUUUGGCAGAAACGCCCGGGAACUCCCAAAAAGCUUAGCACCCCCAAAUAAAGUCUUACUGGACAUAGGUUAAGGAUGCUACUAUUCAGGAAAUC
This is a messenger RNA of Nematolebias whitei (Rio pearlfish), 4421 nucleotides long. It is a transcript of the gene camsap3, whose product is annotated as calmodulin regulated spectrin-associated protein family, member 3. NCBI's taxonomy places the organism in Eukaryota, Metazoa, Chordata, Actinopteri, Cyprinodontiformes, Rivulidae. The transcript has 18 exons. Bases 64 to 4377 code for a protein of 1437 amino acids. The record is from RefSeq and is a predicted model, not a curated record. Gene Ontology annotation, cellular component: microtubule minus-end. Gene Ontology annotation, biological process: neuron projection development; cytoplasmic microtubule organization; negative regulation of microtubule depolymerization. Gene Ontology annotation, molecular function: spectrin binding; microtubule minus-end binding; calmodulin binding.